GGCAUUUCCGCAGCAAGAUGCCAGGCCUCAUCAGCCGAGAGAACAGCCAGAACCUGCUGCUAAGUUCAUCUGAAGUCACGUCCUGCAUGACGGGCUACACCCUGGGGAUGUCGGCGUCGCUGGCUUACACCAACAUGGAGGACCACCCUGUCGAAGGACUUUUCAUCUACCCCGUGGAUGAGUACACCACAGUGGUUGGAUUUGAAGCUACAGUUUCUGGUCGCAUUAUAACGCUGCAAAUAAAGGACAAGGCCAAACUGGACGAUUGCUAUUUUGACUGCAGUAAUAUGUCAUCCGGAACCUUCCAGAAUGGUCAUGGUUGCUUGAUGCUGGACGAGGAUCUGGAGAGGACUGUAUUCGCAGUGAGUCUGGGGCCGAUCGCUCCACUCGAAACAGUGGUCAUCCUGAUUAGCACCUCCCUGGAACUACAGACUCUGCCAAAUGGCACCAUCAGGCUGGUACUCCCAUCGGUCUACGUACCCAACUUGGUUACUCUUGGCUCCGACUCACAAACCACAGCUGACAACCAGCUCAGAAGGAAAGACAAACAACAGUGCUGCUCCCUCCACCAACACCACAAGGAGAGUGGGACCCAGUUCUGCUUGGCAAAGCACAUGGAUGCCGAGGUCACCAAUGCGAUCGUGUAUGACUUCAGUUUCCACCUUGAAAUCCGGACACCUUGCUUGCUGGCAGGUGUCGAGAGUCCAACGCACUCAAUCCGAGCUGACGCCGAUCCCUCAGCGCUCUGUGCUUCCAGCAUAACCAUCACGUUGGCGGAGAAACACACCUUCGACAAGCCCGUGGAAAUCAUCAUCCACCCCAGCGAGCCGCAUGUGCCUCAUAUCGUGAUGGAGAGUGGAGAUAUGUCAUCGGAUGAAUAUGAGCAACAUCUGAAAGGAAGAAGCGAUUUCAUCAAAGGAACCAAAAAGGACACAAGCUCAGAGAAAAAGAACGAGAUUAUUAGAAAACGCCUCCACAAGGACAUUGGACACCACCCUGUCAUCAUGCUGAACUUCUGCCCUGACUUGAAGACGGCCCACCCCGACCUCAGGAUGGCUCAGGGAGAGUUCAUUUUCCUCAUCGACCGCAGCGGGAGCAUGAGUGGGACGAACAUUAAUCGAGUCAAGGAAGCCAUGCUGGUUAUCCUGAAGAGUCUGGUGCCCUCGUGUCUAUUUAAUAUAAUUGGAUUUGGCUCCACGUUUCGGACCUUGUUUCCGGCCAGCAGGUCUUACAACGAGGAGACACUGACAGCGGCCUGCGACUACAUAAGGAGACUCAGGGCCGACAUGGGAUCAACAAACAUGCUGUCACCGCUGGGAUGGAUCUUCCAACAGCCAGUUCACCGCGGCCACCCCCGCCUGCUCUUCCUCCUGACCGACGGAACCGUCAGCAACGCGGGGAAAGUGAUCGACCUCGUACGCUGCCAUGCGCAAACCAGCAGGUGCUACAGUUUUGGCCUCGGACAGAACGCCUCCAGAAGACUGGUCCUCGGACUGGCCUCUGCUUCCAAAGGAGCAGCUGAGUUUCUCGACGAAGGAGAAAGAUUGCAACCUAAGAUGGUGAACUCGCUGAAGAAGGCAAUGGCACCUUUCCUCAGUGACGUUACAGUUGAUUGGUUCUUCCCUGUCACGACCGAGGUGCUUCCUUCUCCAAUCGGAACGACCUACCUGUUCCCUGGAGAUAGAUUAGUAGAAUAUUGCAUUGUAUAUGACACUUCAAGGUAUCACUCAAGCCUCAAGUCAAAUAAAGAGUGGAGGUGCAGCCUGACCUGGUCUCAGCAGUCCAGCAGCUCAGUUUUUUACCACUCGCAAGAGGAGGAUCCGGAGAACUGGAGAGGGUGCCGAGACCCUGCCAUGGAACCUGCCCCCAUGAACGAAGACCCUGAGACGGAAGGUGUUGAUACACAGACUCCUCCCAGAAGACGAGCUUUCAGCAGCAAUUGCAUUGGUAGACAGCAUGUCGCAAAGAGAGUGUACACCCCCAGCGAUCCAGGGUCUGCCUUCAAUAAAAACCCUCUUCGUAGAGCACGGGCUCAGCAGCUUGUGGGCGGGAGCAGCCCAGAACAUCUCUCUCCAUCUCCAGGGGAGUUCCAGAGAGAUGGAGCCAACUGGUGCGUGAACGCCGCUGGGUCGGGACUUGCUGGGAAAGUAAGGCCAUCCUUGCUGCAUCAGAACUGCAUGUCCACUAGCCAGGACUCGGAGCUAGCGCAGGGUCAGCGCGGCGUGCACCAGUCACCCGUGGCGAAGAGCGGGGCGCCUGGCGGGGAGAGCCUCACCUCCAGGUCAUCGACGGAGACCACGUCCAUCAGCAGCUGCACAGAACCUGGAUGUUUUCACCAUCGAUCGUCGACUCUUGAGGACGAAUCAUGCUUUGAGUUCCCGGAGCAGUCUCUGAGUUGCACCACGGGCAGCCAACAGCACAGGCUCGACUGCAGGGCAGUCAUUUCUGGGUUGCUCUGCGGAAAGAUCACUCAGUGGGAAGUCACGUUCGAUCUUCAGUCCCUUCUUUACCACAGAGCAAACUGCAAGACGCAGCAGGAAGAUGUGUGGAAUGAGACGAUCCACCAACUGGCAGCCAGGUCCCUCAUUCGAGACUUUGAGCAAAUGGCGGAGAAGGAGCACGAGAUAGAAUAUGGUUCUGGAAGGAGACACCAGUUGAAUGCGAUUCAAACCAGCAGAGCAUGUAAUAUCAUCAGCAAGUACACAGCUUUUGUCCCUGUGUACGUUGACAACAAAGAAUACCUGCCGAACAUCAUAGAGUAUGCAAAUUCAGCUGUGGGAUCAAAGCUGAGCAACUACAGGAGGUCACAUUCAGGAAGCCGGAGGCACCGAGGUUAUUCCGCUGGACUUGGUCACUCACAGUCCGAAUACGGAUCUGAUGGAGCAGAAGAUGCCCUAUCCAUUCCCACCAUAGAGGAUGGCAAGCAAUCACCCUGCACGUCCCCUUCAUCCUCAGGGUGGGAGAGAUGCACAGAAGGUUCACUGAAAAGUCCUUUGAUUUCAUCGCAGCGAUCCAUUGAGAGCCUGUUCACUGCAAGACUGAGUUUUAACAAAGCUCGAAUGUUGUCGCUGGCAACCAAAGGAUUCAUGUGCCGGUCACCGAGCAAGAUGAGUGAAUCCGUCUGCGAGCCAGAGAUUGAGAACAAUGACUACACGCCUCUGGUUAACCUGCAGUUGGCAUCUGGUGCCUUCUUGCUCAGCCCGGCCUUUUGUGAAGCCAUUAACAUCCCAAUGGAGCAGCUGAAGUGGACCUCCCCCUUCAUGUGCCACCGAUCCAGUGUCAGUCCCACCUCACACACUCAUUCCGGAAGCUUCACCAACAGGAGGGCCGCCCAAGAGAUUGAAGCCGCCGAGCCCGGCCACCGGCUGGAAGCUGGGAGCGCGGGAAUGCUUGGUUCCUCGGGAACGGACAGGGCCGGAGAGGAAUCCAAACGGUUAAGAUCGCGCCACUUCUCCAGCAGUCUGGUGGAAAUCCAGUCGAGCGAGAGCAGCGGCGGCUGCGAGCUGCUCCCUCCGGCCAUCACCGUGCGCCGAUCGUCCUCUCCGGGAAACCCCCAGGCUUCCAGCGCCCCGCAGGCCGACAGAGGGCCGGAGGUGGGCAGCGGUGACGGAUCAUUGCUGGCGGCCCCGAGCGAGCACCAGCCGGCGGCAGAUGCCGAGGGAACCGUCUGGUCGACGGUGGUGGCCCUGGCCUGGCUAGAGCACCAGUCAGCUGCUUACUUCAUCGAGUGGGAGCUGGUCGCUGCCAAGGCCUGCAUGUGGCUCGAAGGCCAGCAGAUACCAGAGGCACGCGAGCUCGCCUCAGUCAAGGCCUCGGCAAGGCAGCUCUUCGUGCUGCUCAGACACUGGGAUGAAAACCUCCAGCUGAACAUGUUGUGCUAUAACCCAAACAGUGUUUAAAGCCUUUGCCUCAGAGUCACCAGGCAGCUGGGAUGUUGACGUUUCUCCGCAAAGCAACUCUUGAAAAGUUAGGAAUUAAAGUUCCCAACCCCAGUUGGGACUACAGGGGUGACCUGGACUGAGCAUAUCGGGUCUAUUUUCAAACGACAUAGCUCGCUUUACUGACCAUUUCUUUGUGAAAUAGUUAUUGAUCAGUGGUUGAAACCUGUGUCCUGAUCGAAUGCAUCUUCAGCUGAUUCUAAGAGUAACCACUUCCUUGUUUUUACCCUUUGCAUGCCAGAGAUGCCCUUGGGGUUUGUGGGUGCGUGUUGGUUGGAAUAUUGUCCCCCUGUCUUUGGGCAGCUCUUCCUAGCUUGGUACGUCGAUGUAUUCUGGCCAUUGUGAUUUUUGGUUGGCUGGGAUAAAUUUUAAUGUUUUGUUACCUAAUGAAAGGGCAGCUUCAAUAAAUGUGUUCCCACUUCUCAAAAUAGGAGGCAAGGAUGAAGAAGUGUUUUUAAAGAUAGUGGGGAAACCGGCACGGUGAAAGUGCCCACUUUCAAGGAGAGUUAGAUGAGGCAGUGCAGACAAUUUAAACCCUGUUGAUUCCCACAGAUGGAGCAGCAUAACUUAAUCUCCAACAACUCAAAACCAAUCCCAUGAGAUACAAGUACUCAACCUAUCUAUUUAAUAUAUUUGCCAUUUCAGAUGGUUGCAUCUAGGGAUGUCAGGGUGGUGCAGCGGUAGAGUUUGUGCCUCACAGCGCCAG
This is a messenger RNA of Amblyraja radiata (thorny skate), 4644 nucleotides long. RefSeq names its product von Willebrand factor A domain containing 5B1 (gene vwa5b1). The record is from RefSeq and is a predicted model, not a curated record. The transcript is spliced from 21 exons. Bases 18 to 3899 code for a protein of 1293 amino acids. NCBI's taxonomy places the organism in Eukaryota, Metazoa, Chordata, Chondrichthyes, Rajiformes, Rajidae.